GGGUCUUCAACCCUCUCGGUCUAGGGUGACACCUCUAAACGAGCUAUACAGAGUUAGCUCAGAUUAGCAGACAACAUUCCUUUUCGAUACUUUCAAACAGUCGAAAAAAAACAACGUUCUUUUCAGGAACAUAUUCUUCGUCAUAAAGAGUAUUCUAUGCGGACGAGUGCUACCCACUUCACGCUAAAGCAUGGCAAUUAUACUGUCGGUUCGGAUCCCCAUCUGCAGCCACUGCAACUCAUAUUCGCUUGUAAGACCACCAAUCAAAACUCUCAGAAAGAUUUCUGUAAAUAAUGGCAUAGCUGGAACUGUUCUGUUUGCACCCAAAACCCUCAAACCAUCUAACCGUGGUUCUCAAAGGGCUGCAAAAUGGUGGGGUACUAACAGACAUGGAAGCCUAGGUGGGUGCCAGCGUGGAUGCCCAAUUUUGUCAGGUGUCCAAGCCAGCAGUUUAGAGAUGGAUGCGUCUUUAGAAUCACAGAAAAAAAUUAAAAUUCUAACUGCAGCUGCAGUUACAGUGGCAUUUGCUGUGGCUAAUAGGGUGCUCUAUAAAUUGGCCCUGGUACCACUGAAGGAUUACCCUUUCUUCCUGGCCCAACUUACUACAUUUGGGUAUGUGCUGGUUUACUUUUCCAUUCUAUAUGUUCGCUACCGUAUGGGCAUUGUGACAGAUGAAAUGUUGGCCUUUCCUAAGUUACGUUUUGUUGCAGUUGGUGCUUUGGAGGCCCUUGGAGUUGCUUCAGGAAUGGCAGCAGGAGCUAAUCUUUCAGGAGCAUCAAUUCCAAUACUGUCACAGACAUUUCUGGUGUGGCAGCUCAUUUUGUCUGUCCUCUUUUUAGGAAGGCGGUACACUGUGAGUCAGCUCUUUGGCUGUUUACUUGUAGCUGCAGGUGUAAUCAUGGCUGUUUCAAGUGGAGCUGGCACAAGUCAAUUAUUAGAGCAGGCAGGGUUGUUUUGGCCACUUUUGAUGAUGGUAUCAUCCUUAUUUCAAGCUGGUGCGUCAAUUCUGAAGGAAUCCGUUUUCAUCGAUUCAGCCAAACAUCUAAAGGCAGAAUCAAUUGAUAUUUUUGUUGUAAAUUCAUUUGGAUCAGGCUUCCAGGCUUUAUUUGUAUUCUUACUACUACCCUUUCUCUCGAAGUUGAAAGGAAUUCCAUUUAGUCAGCUGCCAAGCUACUUAAAAGACGGAGCAGCUUGCUUUGUAAAUAUGGGGUCCAUCUCUAAGAGCUGUGUAGGAGCCCCUCUAUUACCAUUGCUCUUCAUUACAGUAAACAUGUGCUUCAACAUUUCUCUACUUCGUCUUGUGAAGAUGUCCUCAGCAGUUAUUUCUUCACUUUCUGCAACACUUGCAGUGCCAAUAUCCAUUUAUGUGUUUACGCUUCCUCUUCCUUAUAUUGGUGCAGAGCCCGCUCUGCCUCCAACCUUUAUUUUGGGUGCUGCUAUUCUUGUCUUUGGAUUGGUUAUAUAUAACUUGCGUAGGACUGUGAAGGAUGCUACCAAAGAGCUAUAACUCAAAUUAAUUCAUAACAUUGCGGGUUUGGACACACCCAAAAUUGUGGAGGUAGAACGUGGGUUUGGACAGCGUUAUUGAAAGUAAUAAUAACUUCUGAACAUGAGUUUCCUUCUACAUGUAUAGUCUUGCCUAGAGAUUUUGAUACAAAUUUGAUUGUAAAGUGACAUGGGCAAUGACAUCAUAAGUCAGAGGAACCAUGAAUUCUUCCCAAAUAAAAAGUCAAAAUGUAUGGUUUUCUUUGUAUAUUCAAUAAAUGUCUGUACUUUUUUGA
Molecule: messenger RNA, 1781 nt
Organism: Cryptomeria japonica (Japanese cedar)
Lineage: Eukaryota; Viridiplantae; Streptophyta; Pinopsida; Cupressales; Cupressaceae
Product: protein CLT2, chloroplastic
Exons: 10
Coding region: 191-1507 (438 amino acids)
Source: RefSeq, a predicted model, not a curated record